GAAAGGAAAAGCUCUCUUAGCUUUCUCUGUUUUUGGUUAGUUGUUCAUUAAAUUUUAAGUUUUUAACUUAAAAAACAAGAGCUAUGGCUUCAAACAACAAUGGCCGCACGGCAAGUGAGAGCUUCAAAGCUCAAGCUCUUGUUUACAGGCACAUGUAUGGCAUCCUAGACGCCAUGUGUCUCAAGUGGAUCGUUAACUUUCGCAUACCAAACAUAAUCCACAAUCAUGGCAAACCCAUUACUCUUUCAGAAUUGGUUUCAGUUCUGAAAAUUCCAUCGGCUAAAGUUGAUACCACGGAUCUUUUCAUGCGCUACAUGGCACAUAAUGGAUUCUUUGAUAUAGUAACAAUUCAUGGUGACGAUGAUAGCAGCCAAGAAGAAAAUGAAGCAUUUGCUCUCACAGCAGCAUCAGAGCUGUUGAUCAAAGGCACUGAAAACCCUUGUAUAUCUCCGAUGGUAGAGAUGUUUCUCAAUGAUCCAACUCUUUCAAGUUCCAUGCAUCAUCUAAACAAGUGGUUUUAUGACGAAAAUCGCCCUCUAUACGAAAUCACCUUAGGAAAACCUUUGUGGGAGUUUCUUGAUAAGAACCCUACAAACUUGAGCUUGUACAAUGAUGCUAUGGCCAGUGAUUCUCAGAUGAUAAAGUUGGCACUAGAGGAUCACAACAUGGUCUUUGAGGGGUUGGAAACAAUUGUGGAUGUUGGUGGUGGAACUGGAACCACAGCUCAAAUUAUCAGUGAGAAAUUUCCAACACUCAAAUGUAUAGUAUUUGAUCUUCCACAUGUUGUGAAAAAUUUGAAGGGAUGCAACAAUUUGAGCUUUGUUGGUGGAGACAUGUUUGAAUCCAUUCCUAAGGCUGAUGCAAUUCUACUUAAGGUGGUCUUACAUAAUUGGAGUGAGGACAAUUGUGUAAAAAUAUUGAGAAACUGCAAAGAUGCUAUUAAUGCUUCGAGUAAGAAUAAAAAUAAAGGUAAAAUAAUCAUUUUAGAUUCUGUGAUAGAUGAAGAACAAGAUGAGCCUGAAAUUACUCGACUCAAACUUCUUAUGAAUAUAAGCAUGCAUAUUAUUCACGAUGGAAAAGAGAAAACCAAAAAAGAAUGGAAAAAUAUCUUUUAUAAAGCUGGCCUCUAUAAUUACAAAAUAUCUCCAUUUACAGGGUAUUUAUCACUUAUAGAGAUCUAUCCUUAAA
Arachis duranensis is the source of this 1188-nucleotide messenger RNA. Its product is annotated as isoflavone 7-O-methyltransferase. The record is from RefSeq and is a predicted model, not a curated record. The coding region runs from base 84 to 1187 and encodes 367 amino acids. The transcript is spliced from 3 exons. Gene Ontology annotation, biological process: methylation. NCBI's taxonomy places the organism in Eukaryota, Viridiplantae, Streptophyta, Magnoliopsida, Fabales, Fabaceae. Gene Ontology annotation, molecular function: O-methyltransferase activity; protein dimerization activity; S-adenosylmethionine-dependent methyltransferase activity.